Chilo suppressalis (striped riceborer) is the source of this 489-nucleotide messenger RNA. NCBI's taxonomy places the organism in Eukaryota, Metazoa, Arthropoda, Insecta, Lepidoptera, Crambidae. The record is from the annotation of a GenBank genome assembly.
AUGAAGUUUAUUUUGGUUCUUUUAUUCGCUCUACUGUCCAUUGCAUUUGCUCAAGUUAGUUUUGGACCUGGAUAUGGGAGACCAAGUAGCGGUGGAAAACCAGGCGGCGGUGGAGUUAAUAUUGUAAACAACCAACCUGGUGGCUAUGGGAGACCUAGUGGCGGCGGUAGACCAGGCGGUGGUGGAGUUAAUGUUGUAAACAACCAACCUGGUGGCUAUGGGAGACCUCAUGGCGGUGGAAAACCAGGCGGUGGUGGAGUUAAUGUUGUAAACAACCAACCUGGUGGCUAUGGGAGACCUCAUGGUGGUGGAAAACCAGCCAGUGGAGUUAAUUUCGUAAACAACCGACCUGGCGGCGGUGGCAGACCUAUUGGUGGCGGCGGUGGACGUCCUAACGGGGGAUAUGAACCGAUUAGCAUAGGCCCAGCAUAUGUUGACAAUAACAGACCCAAGCAAUUUUCCAACCCCCUCGCUCGCGGUGGCAAGUAA